Messenger RNA from Notolabrus celidotus (New Zealand spotty), 769 nucleotides. RefSeq names its product gremlin 2, DAN family BMP antagonist a (gene grem2a). The record is from RefSeq and is a predicted model, not a curated record. NCBI's taxonomy places the organism in Eukaryota, Metazoa, Chordata, Actinopteri, Labriformes, Labridae. The coding region runs from base 1 to 579 and encodes 192 amino acids. The transcript has a single exon. Gene Ontology annotation, biological process: animal organ morphogenesis. Gene Ontology annotation, molecular function: receptor ligand activity; BMP binding.
AUGCUGUGGAAAAUAACCAUUCCAGUCAUCCUAGCUGGGGUGCUCUGCAUUACAGCAGAGACCAAAAAGUCCCGGCCCCAGGGAUCCAUCCCCUCCCCGUACAAGACCAAAGGGAACCUGUCUUCAGAACGGCACCACCGGUUAUUGCAACAGAAACCAGAGGUGCUCUCCUCCAGCAGGGAGGCUUUAGUGGUGACAGAGCGCCGCUACCUCCGCAGAGACUGGUGCAAGACGCAGCCCCUCCGACAAACAAUCAGCGAGGAGGGCUGCCGCAGCCGCACUGUGGUCAACCGCUUCUGCUACGGCCAGUGCAACUCCUUCUACAUCCCCCGCCACAUGGGCCCCAGCUCUGGUCAGGGCCACAAUCGAGGCCAGGCCUCGGGCUCUGGAAGGAAAAGUCACAACAAGGCACAGGAGCCCUUCCAGUCCUGCUCCUUCUGCAGGCCACACCGCAUCACACAGCUCACAGUGCAGCUGGACUGCCCGGACCUGCAGCCACCCUUCAGACACCGUAAGGUGCAGAGGGUCAAACAGUGUCGUUGUAUGUCUGUGGAUGUAAGCGGCCACGGGAAACUGUGAAGAAGGAUGUGAAAAGUCCUUUAGAAUUAUAAGAACAUGCAGGGUUUGACAAGCUUUGCCAAACAAGGACUGGCUUCAAGUUGAACUAUUCACUUCCUGCAUCAUCUUGUGGGAUUAACAAGUUGACCCACAAUGAAAUGGCAUGAAAUAUUGAACUGGUACUAUUACACAAGGGCUCAACAAUGUUUAA